Messenger RNA from Corylus avellana, 1464 nucleotides. Its product is annotated as Nucleotide-sugar transporter family protein. Gene Ontology annotation, cellular component: Golgi membrane. The record is from RefSeq and is a predicted model, not a curated record. Gene Ontology annotation, biological process: pyrimidine nucleotide-sugar transmembrane transport. NCBI's taxonomy places the organism in Eukaryota, Viridiplantae, Streptophyta, Magnoliopsida, Fagales, Betulaceae. Gene Ontology annotation, molecular function: pyrimidine nucleotide-sugar transmembrane transporter activity.
AGCAAUAAAAUUCUGAGCCCCGUCAUCGGCACUGAACUCUCUAAGCUAGCUGGCCACAGCGCUACGCAGACUGCAAGAACCGCCAAAAACGACGACGUAGAAGUUCACGAUGCAGUGGUACUUCGUUGCGGCGCUCCUCACCGUUCUCACAAGCUCUCAGGGGAUUUUGACAACUCUGUCUCAAAGUAAUGGACGGUAUUUGUACGACUAUGCAACUGUUCCUUUUCUUGCAGAGGUUUUUAAGCUAGUGGUUUCUAGUAUACUUCUAUGGCGAGAGUGCCGGGUAUCGUCGUCUCCAAGGAUGACCACGGAGUGGAAAACCGUGCGCUUAUAUCCCAUUCCUUCGAUGAUAUAUCUAAUUCAUAACAAUGUUCAGUUUGCUACACUAACUUAUGUGGAUACAUCGACGUAUCAGAUUAUGGGUAAUCUGAAGAUUGUAACCACUGGCAUAUUGUUCAGGCUAUUCCUGAGGAGGAAGCUGUCUAAUCUACAAUGGAUGGCUAUUAUUCUAUUAGCUGUUGGAACAACCACAAGCCAGAUAAAAGGUUGUGGAGAAGCUUUGUGCGACUCUUUAUUCUCAGCACCAAUCCAAGGCUAUAUGUUGGGAAUCCUAUCUGCUUGUUUAUCAGCAUUGGCAGGGGUUUACACGGAGUUUUUAAUGAAGAAGAACAAUGAUAGCUUGUAUUGGCAGAAUGUACAAUUAUAUACGUUCGGUGCAAUUUUCAAUUUGGCACGGCUUCUUGUGGAUGAUUUUAGAGGUGGAUUUGAGAACGGUCCUUGGUGGCACCGGAUUUUCAAUGGUUAUAGUAUUACAACUUGGAUGGUAGUGUUAAACCUUGGAUCCACAGGCUUGCUAGUUUCAUGGUUAAUGAAGUAUGCUGACAAUAUUGUGAAGGUGUAUUCCACAUCAAUGGCUAUGCUGCUUACAAUGGUUUUAUCCGUAUACCUUUUCAAUUUCAAGCCUGCGCUGCAGCUUUUCUUGGGUAUUAUUAUCUGUAUGAUGUCAUUACACAUGUAUUUUGCCCCUCCAAACAUGCUGUUGGAUUUGCCAUCAACCACUAAAGCAGCUCCUGAGAGUCUAAAAGAAAUUUAUGUUGAACGAUGAACAGAUUCCUGAUGUUCUCUUUUCAUGGAAACCAAUGCUUUUGUCAGAUCCCGAGUGAAAGUUGCUCCUAACUUGAUGAAAUGCUGUAACUGGAAUAUAGUUGAGAGGGGAUACCUCCUGUUGUCCAUGAAGAAGCAUCUGCAACUGGAAACCAUCCUGUAGACAUCUGAGUUCCUGGCCUGCAAUUGCCGUCAAAGAGAACAAUUCCCUCACUGACAAUUACUGUCCCAAAGUUGUGAGAGAACAAAUUUGUUCCAUUAUUACAUGAAUAGACUGAUGUAGAUUCGUCUCUUAAAUUCUUUUCCCAAUGUGUACUGAAUAUAGUAGUUCAAAAUCAUAUUCCUCCUCUGUUUUUUUCA